Suhomyces tanzawaensis NRRL Y-17324 is the source of this 1020-nucleotide messenger RNA. Its product is annotated as D-mandelate dehydrogenase-like dehydrogenase. NCBI's taxonomy places the organism in Eukaryota, Fungi, Ascomycota, Pichiomycetes, Serinales, Debaryomycetaceae. Gene Ontology annotation, molecular function: glyoxylate reductase (NADPH) activity; NAD binding; hydroxypyruvate reductase [NAD(P)H] activity. Gene Ontology annotation, cellular component: cytosol. The coding region runs from base 1 to 1020 and encodes 339 amino acids. The record is from RefSeq and is a predicted model, not a curated record. The transcript has a single exon.
AUGUCCAGCACCACCAAACCCAAAGUUUUAAGACUUGGAAAAGUCAUAUAUGCCCACCAGAAGUGGGAGGAGUUGGAGAAGGUGGCGGAAGUGAUAACUUGUACCUCCAAGAACAGAGACGAGUUCUUCCAAGACUUGAAAGGCAAGUACAGCGAUGUGGUCAGCAUCACCAGGACCUUUGCCAGUGUGGAGCAAACAGGCAGAUUCGACGAAGAGUUGGUGCUGCACUUACCAGCAUCAGUCAAAACCGUCAGCCAUUGUGGCGCAGGCUACGACCAGGUGGAUGCUGAACCAUUGAAGCAAAGGGGCAUACAAUUGUCCAACGUCACAGUGCCAGUGGAGGCUCCUACUGCUGAUACCGCCAUUUACUUGAUUUUGGCUGCCUUGAGAAACUUCCAAAUUGGCCACAACCACUUGGUGGCAGGCCAGUGGGGCAAGUCCCCACGUCCGCCUAUCGGCAGAACCCCAGAAGGCAAGACCAUUGGGUUGUUGGGAAUGGGUGGAAUUGGUAGAGCCAUCAGGGACAGAUUGAAGCCAUUUGGUUUUGAGAAGAUCACUUACUACAACCGUUCCAGAUUGAGUGAGGAAUUAGAGGCCGGGGCUGUUUACACUCCUUUGGACCAAUUGCUCAGAGAGUCCGACAUCGUGGUGGUUGGAAUUCCAUUGAAUGCAAAGACCAAACACAGCAUCAACAAGGAAACCUUUGACAAGAUGAAGGACGACGCUAUCCUCAUCAAUAUUGCAAGAGGAGCAAUCAUAGAUGAAAAGGAGUUGAUCGAAGCACUCAAGCAGGGCAAAAUCGGUGCCUUUGGAGCCGAUGUGUUCGAGCACGAGCCUGAGGUGCCCAAGGAAUUGUACGAAUUGCCCAACGUCGUCAGCUUGCCUCACAUGGGUACCUACGCCUACGAGGCCACCAAGAAUAUGGAGGAAUGGGUGGUGCAGAACGUGGAGGAGUUCUUGAAGACAGGCAAGGUCAAGACCAUUGUGCCGGAGCAGUAUGACAUGGAGAUCAAGAAGUAG